This is a messenger RNA of Bactrocera oleae (olive fruit fly), 9211 nucleotides long. It is a transcript of the gene zip, whose product is annotated as myosin heavy chain 10. Lineage: Eukaryota; Metazoa; Arthropoda; Insecta; Diptera; Tephritidae. Gene Ontology annotation, cellular component: myosin filament; myosin II complex; cytoplasm. The record is from RefSeq and is a predicted model, not a curated record. Gene Ontology annotation, molecular function: actin filament binding; microfilament motor activity; ATP binding.
CUACGAAUUCGCUGUCUAGUUGCUUCUGGCAAUUUAUCGUCGGUUCGAUUUGGUUCUAUCAUCCAUGUUCGCAACAGUAUAAAAAUAUAAGCCAAAAGGCUAAGAUGUGGCUGUAAUAUCAAUGCAAACUUCUUAGCAAAAUUUUCAUUGAAUGAUCAGGUCUUUUCACGCGUCACUAUUAAAAUUUCUCCAUCGGAGCUAACUGUAGUGAAACACGCUCAUCGCAUUUUGUAAGGUUUUGACAAUUCACACGCUUGUCCAUAGUUGGACCUUCUCUAUAAUUUACGUUCUCUGCGCAUACUUUCUUGGAUGAAUUUAACUUGUGAACUUUGUUGUUGCUCUUACAUGUAAUUUUUUUUGACAAGAGACCAGAAGCGAGCAGACAAAUGGCGAAUCGAAGACAGCUAAGAGCAUACAUUCAACUCUUCUGUCAAAGCAAAUGUCUGACGCAAAGCGAAGCAAAAGUUCUAUAUAAAAUAUUCUUAAAAUAACUCAAAAUCACAGUCGAAUUGAAUUAUUUAUAAAUUGGUAAACUAUUUUUAAUAGUUGGAUUUUAGUUUUGAAAAUUAUAACUAAAAAACUAAAUGUGUGAAAAAUCGUGUAUACAAAUAGAACAAUGGCAACAUUGGUGAAAUGAAAACAGAAGAGAAAAACUGAUUUCUGUGUUGCAACUACGGGCACAACUUCUGACAAAUUUGGUUUAAUACGGGCGAUAAGUACGGAAGGAAGGAAUGUCGGUGACUGUUUGUGCUUGAAUUCAGCUGUCAUUAACCCGACUUCAUGCGUGCACCAAUCUCAAAGUAGUAUACACACUAACGAUGCAACAUGACCGUUUGUGCCAUAACAAUUAGGCUGUGUGCCAAACGGUAACAUUUUUCGAUGUGUUGAAAUGGAGUGAAAAAAAUUUCCUAUAGUGUAAAUAAAUUUUAGAUUUUGAUGUUUCAAAUGAAAAGUAAAAUUUUUACAGUUGAACGUGCCAGGCUACUACGACGCUACAUGCAUUCGGUACACAUAUAUCUUCAUAUAUACAAGCAUCUCCUAAUCAACUACAAAAAUAUAUUUAUUUUUUAAUAUUUAAUUCUUAUAUCUUAAUUUUAGUUUGAAAUAUUUCGACUAAACAAUAUAAAUUCAAAAGGAGUCGUAAGCUUAUUUAGAAUAAUUACGAAUUUAUAAAAAUUUUAUAACAUACUUGUUAUGUAUGCAGCGAUUAUAUUAAAUUCGUUUAUUCCUGAAUGCAUAUCUGUAUUCAUAAUUGUAAGUUGUCAAAAUUUUUCCUAGCGCGAGAGCUGGGUAAAAUUCUAACAUUCGGAUUCUUCCCGAAAAUAAUCACAAACACCUUGGAUUAAAAUGCCGUAGUUGGAUUGGUUAAAACAACUGGUAUAAUUUGUUCGAUUCUGCCAUGAUUCAAAUAUAAAAGGUUGUGUCGAUAGGCCAAAAACCAUAAUUAAGAAUUAAAAAAAGAAUUUCUCAAAAUUAAUUGGAUCCAUAAUAUCAAAAUCAGCGUUUAGCUUCGCAUUGUUUUGAUUUUUUGAUUCAAAAAUAAGUUUUUCAACCAAUGUAAGUGCGUUGUUUAAGUGAUAACUGAAUACAAAAUCAUCAAAUUGUAAACAGAAAAUUCAUAAAAAAAAUACAGUUUUUUGACCUUAUGGAUGUGCUGGUACUAAAAUGCUCUGUUUUCAUUUCCCAAAUAAAUUUGGUGCGAAACACGUACAAAGUUCCUGAUGCAUGAUGCCAGCAUACGACUAUCGAAUAUUUUAAUAUUCAUAUGCACUUAUUUUCUUAUCACAUUUAUUUUAUUGGUACAUGGACUUUGAGCAAAAAUUAUUGAAGUUUUAAACAAUAUAAAUAUCCAUUUUUUUCCCCAAAAAAUAUAUACCAUAUGUCAAAAGAUUGAUUUUUGACCUUUCCAUUUCCUGCGUACAUCCUCAUAAGAUUUUGGAACUGUGUAUCUAAAAAGCACAGGCAUGUGCUUCUAUAACUUGAUAAUACCUGCCCAACGCUAUUUCGCAAAAGAUUUUGUGAAUAGUCGGCAAUAGUUAAGGCCGUGCAGUCCAACAAUCGGUUAAGUCGCUGACUACCUACCAAGCCACCUAUCGGUUAAGUCACCGAUAAACUACCCUAUAGCGCUACCAGAGAUGACUUUUUAAGCUUCUUUAAAUUUUUGCAAUUGACAAUUCUAGCCAAAACUCUUGUGUACGUAUAAUCUGACGGUGUGGAUGUGUUGGUUUAGACUCCAAAUCUAUUCAAUGUUUAAACCAUACUGAAACGCCUACUGAAAAAUAUCAUGAGCAAAUCGAAUAUCCGUAGCUUCAUAGUCCAAAAGUACUUAUGAAAAUAUUCAUAUAUUAUACAAAUAUAUACUAAUGGUUAAUAUUUGAAGAAAAAAUAGGUUGAAAGUUCCUUAUAAAAUGCCACAUUUAAUUUUUUAUACGCUAAGAAAUGCAAAUGCAUAACAUUAAAAGAGUUAUCCGUUUAUAUAUUUCCAAAUAUAGUCUGAGUGUAUUGCCCAUAAAUGUUAAGUGGCAUGAAAUGCAACCCUAACGAGUUAGUCAGCCAUCGUACAAACAUAAAACUUAACGAAAUCCGCCCGUAUAGGUGUUCGUUUCUACGUGUUUUCUGACGUAUUGGAAAUUAAGGUUUUUGUUAAAGUGAUAAAUUGUGUACAAAGAAUUCCAAACAUAUUAUCUUUAUAUUUAGUAUAUGUGGAUUUGUGAGUGAUAGUGUUUUAAGUAGGUAUUAGGAAAAAUUUAAGUGUUGAUGCAGGUUAAUCUGUUUAUAACCUUAUAAGUGCUUACACCAUAUUGUCUAAAAGUGCCGAAAUAACAUUUCUUAAAAGUAAAAUAUCAAUUAAUAUAGUAAAAUGGCCGAAGAAGUCGAUCGUAACGAUCCCGAAUUGAAAUAUCUUUCCGUCGAACGGAACCAAUUUAAUGAUCCAGCAACUCAAGCUGAAUGGACACAGAAGCGCCUUGUUUGGGUCCCACAUGAGAACCAGGGAUUCGUAGCUGCGAGCAUUAAACGCGAACAUGGUGACGAAGUUGAAGUGGAGCUCGCUGAAACUGGAAAACGUAUGAUGGUUUUGCGUGAUGAUAUACAAAAGAUGAAUCCGCCGAAAUUCGACAAAGUCGAAGAUAUGGCGGAGCUGACAUGUCUUAACGAAGCUUCUGUUUUACACAACAUCAAGGACAGAUAUUAUUCUGGUUUAAUUUAUACUUACUCGGGCCUAUUCUGUGUUGUUGUAAACCCUUACAAAAAAUUGCCAAUCUAUACCGAGAAGAUAAUGGAACGGUAUAAGGGUAUAAAAAGGCAUGAAGUGCCUCCCCAUGUUUUUGCAAUAACCGACACCGCAUAUAGAUCUAUGCUACAAGAUCGCGAAGACCAAUCGAUUUUAUGUACAGGUGAAUCUGGUGCUGGUAAAACCGAAAAUACGAAAAAAGUGAUACAGUAUUUGGCGUAUGUAGCGGCUUCAAAACCAAAAGGCUCGGGAGCGGGACCUCAUCCGGCUUUAAUUAUUGGCGAACUGGAACAACAACUUUUGCAAGCUAAUCCCAUUUUGGAAGCUUUUGGAAAUGCGAAGACUGUAAAAAACGAUAAUUCAUCUCGUUUUGGUAAAUUUAUACGCAUAAACUUCGAUGCGUCGGGUUACAUUUCGGGUGCGAAUAUCGAAACAUACCUGUUGGAGAAAUCUCGUGCCAUUCGCCAAGCGAAGGAUGAACGGACUUUCCACAUAUUUUAUCAAUUACUUGCCGGUGCAUCACCGGAACAACGAGAAAAGUUCAUACUCGACGAUAUCAAAUCAUACCCGUUUCUUUCAAAUGGAAGCCUACCAGUGCCCGGCGUGGAUGAUUUUGCUGAAUUUCAGGCAACAGUUAAGUCUAUGAACAUCAUGGGAAUGACCAGCGAUGACUUCAAUUCUAUAUUCCGCAUAGUUAGUGCUGUACUGUUAUUUGGGUGCAUGAAAUUCCGACAAGAGCGUAAUAAUGAUCAAGCAACGCUUCCAGACAACACUGUGGCUCAAAAGAUUGCUCAUUUACUUGGUUUGAGUGUAACGGAUAUGACAAGAGCCUUCCUAACACCUCGUAUUAAGGUGGGCCGGGAUUUCGUUACAAAAGCCCAAACUAAAGAGCAAGUAGAAUUUGCUGUGGAAGCCAUUGCCAAAGCCUGCUACGAACGUAUGUUCAAAUGGUUAGUAAACCGUAUUAACCGGUCGUUGGAUCGUACCAAACGCCAGGGUGCAUCUUUUAUAGGUAUACUUGAUAUGGCUGGUUUUGAGAUAUUCGAAUUGAAUUCAUUCGAACAGCUUUGCAUUAAUUAUACCAAUGAAAAAUUGCAACAACUCUUCAAUCACACGAUGUUCAUUUUGGAACAGGAGGAAUAUCAACGGGAAGGUAUUGAAUGGAAAUUUAUUGACUUUGGACUAGAUCUCCAGCCAACGAUUGAUUUAAUUGAUAAACCUGGCGGUAUAAUGGCAUUAUUGGACGAAGAAUGUUGGUUCCCAAAGGCUACAGACAAAACGUUUGUGGACAAAUUGGUAUCGGCACAUUCCAUGCAUCCGAAAUUUUUGAAAACAGAUUUUCGCGGCGUAGCUGAUUUUGCUAUUGUUCACUAUGCUGGAAAGGUUGAUUACUCGGCUGCCAAAUGGCUAAUGAAGAAUAUGGAUCCUUUGAAUGAAAAUAUUGUUUCGCUGUUGCAAGCAUCGCAGGAUCCUUUCGUUGUGAAUAUUUGGAAGGACGCUGAAAUUGUGGGCAUGGCUCAACAAGCAUUAACCGACACUCAAUUUGGUGCCCGCACCCGUAAGGGGAUGUUCCGAACUGUAUCACAUUUGUACAAAGAACAACUUGCUAAAUUAAUGGAUACCUUACGAAAUACAAAUCCAAACUUUGUACGUUGCAUUAUUCCAAAUCAUGAAAAGCGUGCUGGCAAGAUAGAUGCGCCUUUGGUUUUAGAUCAGUUACGCUGCAAUGGUGUAUUGGAAGGAAUUCGUAUUUGUCGUCAGGGCUUCCCUAAUCGCAUUCCCUUCCAAGAGUUUCGGCAACGCUACGAACUACUUACGCCGAACGUUAUACCCAAAGGUUUUAUGGACGGCAAGAAAGCAUGCGAAAAAAUGAUUCAAGCUUUAGAAUUGGAUACGAACCUGUUUAGAGUUGGUCAAUCGAAAAUCUUUUUCCGAGCAGGUGUAUUGGCUCAUCUGGAAGAAGAACGUGAUUACAAGAUCACCGAUUUAAUUGUGAAUUUCCAAGCAUUCUGUCGUGGCUAUCUAGCACGCCGCAAUUACCAAAAACGUUUACAGCAGUUAAACGCAAUUCGUAUAAUACAACGAAAUUGUGCGGCAUAUCUGAAGUUACGCAACUGGCAGUGGUGGCGUCUGUACACAAAAGUAAAGCCCUUGUUGGAGGUAACUAAACAAGAGGAGAAACUGGUGCAAAAAGAAGAUGAGCUUAAACAGGUGCGUGAAAAACUGGAUGUUUUGGCCAAAAGCACACAGGAGUACGAACGUAAAUAUCAACAAGCGCUAGAGGAAAAGACCACGUUAGCGGAACAAUUACAAGCUGAAAUUGAACUUUGUGCUGAAGCAGAAGAGUCACGUUCCCGUUUGAUGGCUCGCAAGCAAGAGUUAGAGGAUAUGAUGCAAGAAUUGGAAGCGCGUAUUGAAGAGGAAGAAGAAAGGUCACUUGCACUCGGAGCAGAGAAGAAGAAGUUAGAGCUGAAUAUUCAAGAUCUCGAGGAACAGUUGGAAGAAGAAGAGGCGGCUCGACAGAAAUUACAACUAGAAAAGGUACAGUUAGACGCUAAAAUCAAGAAAUACGAAGAAGAUUUGGCUGUUACUGAUGAUCAAAAUCAGAAGUUGAUAAAAGAGAAGAAAAUACUAGAGGAACGUGCCAAUGACCUUUCUCAAACAUUGGCGGAAGAGGAGGAGAAAGCAAAGCACUUAAGUAAACUAAAAGCUAAGCAUGAAGCUACAAUAGCUGAAUUAGAGGAACGAUUACAUAAAGAUCAGCAACAACGACAAGAAUCCGAUCGUUCCAAGCGUAAGAUUGAAACCGAGGUGGCCGACUUGAAGGAGCAAUUAAAUGAGCGUCGCAUUCAAGUGGAGGACAUGCAAACGCAAUUGGUGAAACGUGAAGAGGAAUUGACGCAAACCUUAAUGCGUAUCGACGAGGAAUCUGCAGCGAAAGCCACCGCACAAAAAACGCAGCGCGAAUUGGAAUCACAAUUGGCUGAAAUUCAGGAAGACUUGGAAGCCGAAAAAGCUGCUCGAGCGAAAGCAGAAAAAAUACGCCGAGAUUUAGGCGAGGAACUGGAGGCACUGAAAAACGAACUCCUAGACUCUUUGGAUACAACAGCUGCUCAACAAGAGUUACGUUCAAAGCGGGAACAAGAACUGGCCACUCUGAAGAAAUCACUAGAAGAUGAGGCAGUCAAUCAUGAAUCAUUUUUAUCUGAAAUGCGACACAAACAUUCCCAAGAACUGAAUGCAAUCAACGAUCAAUUGGAAAACUUGCGCAAAGCAAAAGCAGUGCUCGAAAAAUCGAAGGGCACUUUGGAGGCGGAAAAUGCAGACUUGGCAACUGAACUGCGUAGCGUUAAUAGUUCACGUCAAGAAAAUGAUCGCCGAAGAAAACAAGCGGAAUCGCAAAUUGCUGAACUUCAGGUAAAACUAGCUGAAAUCGAACGUGCCCGAUCAGAACUCCAAGAGAAAUGCACAAAACUGCAACAGGAGGCAGAAAAUAUAACGAAUCAGUUGGAAGAAGCCGAAUUGAAAGCAUCGGCUGCUAUAAAAUCUGCUAGUAAUAUGGAAUCUCUACUGACAGAAGCGCAGCAAUUACUUGAGGAAGAGACGCGGCAAAAGUUAUCGUUGAGCUCAAAACUAAGGCAAUUAGAAUCAGAAAAGGAAGCAUUGCAGGAACAACUAGAGGAGGAUGAAGAAGCGAAACGUAAUUAUGAGCGGAAAUUGGCCGAGUUAACCGCACAAAUGCAGGAUAUUAAGAAAAAGGCAGAAGAGGAUGCAGAUCUGGCUAAAGAGUUAGAGGAGGGCAAAAAACGUUUGAAUAAAGAGCUUGAAGCUCUUGAAAGACAAGUUAAAGAAUUGAUUGCUCAAAAUGAUCGUUUAGAUAAAAGUAAAAAGAAGAUACAGUCGGAACUGGAGGACACAACUAUUGAGUUGGAAGCACAACGUACAAAGGUACUUGAAUUGGAGAAGAAACAAAAGAAUUUCGAUAAAAUACUUGCGGAGGAAAAAGCCAUUUCGGAGCAAAUAGCUCAAGAGCGUGACACUGCGGAGCGGGAAGCCCGGGAAAAAGAAACUAAGGUGCUUUCACUAACUCGUGAAUUAGAUGAAGCUUAUGAUAAAAUCGAAGAUUUAGAAAACAAAAGAAAAGUGCUUCAGAACGAGCUAGAUGAUUUGGCAAAUUCACAAGGUACUGCGGAUAAAAACGUGCACGAGUUAGAAAAGGCCAAACGUGCAUUGGAGUCGCAGCUGGCUGAAUUGAAGGCCCAAAAUGAAGAACUUGAAGAUGAUUUACAAUUGACCGAAGAUGCCAAGUUGCGCUUAGAAGUGAAUAUGCAAGCAUUGCGAUCACAAUUUGAGCGAGAUUUACAAGCGAAGGAAGAGCAGGCGGAAGAGAAGCGCCGUGGUCUUAUUAAACAAAUACGUGAUUUGGAAGCGGAGUUGGAUGAGGAACGAAAACAGCGCACUGCUGCUGUGGCAGCAAAAAAGAAGCUAGAAGGGGACUUAAAAGAGAUGGAAACAACAAUGGAAAUGCAUAACAAGGUCAAAGAGGACGCGUUGAAACAUGCUAAAAAGCUUCAAGCUCAAGUUAAGGAUGCUUUGCGCGAUGCUGAAGAAGCCAAGGCAGCGAAAGAAGAAUUGCAAGCAGCAAGUAAAGAAGCUGAACGUAAAGUUAAAGCUUUGGAAGCGGAGCUACUCCAAUUAACAGAAGAUUUAGCAAGCUCCGAAAGAGCUCGUCGUUCUGCCGAAACCGAACGUGAUGAACUUGCCGAAGAAAUUGCAAAUAACGCAAGCAAAGGUUCACUUAUGAUUGAUGAAAAACGUCGAUUAGAGGCCCGAAUCGCUACGUUGGAAGAAGAACUGGAAGAAGAACAAUCCAAUUCAGAAUUGCUAUUAGAUCGUAGUCGUAAGGCGCAGUUAUCCAUUGAGCAACUUUCGACUGAGUUGGCAAAUGAAAAAUCAAAUUCUCAAAAGAAUGAAAAUACUCGUGCAUUACUUGAGCGCCAAAACAAAGAACUUAAAGCCAAAUUAACUGAGAUUGAAACGGCUCAGCGCACUAAAGUGAAGGCUACAAUCGCAACGCUGGAAGCAAAAAUAGCCAACCUUGAAGAGCAGUUAGAAAAUGAGGGUAAAGAACGCCUUUUGCAGCAGAAGGCCAAUCGCAAAAUGGAUAAAAAGGUUAAGGAGCUAACAAUGAAUAUCGAAGAUGAGCGUCGUCAUGCUGAUCAAUACAAGGAGCAAAUCGAUAAACUCAACAGCCGUAUGAAGCUACUUAAGCGAAAUCUUGACGAAACCGAAGAGGAAUUGCAGAAGGAAAAAACGCAAAAGCGCAAAUAUCAACGCGAGUGUGAGGAUAUGAUUGAAAGUCAAGAAGCAAUGAACAGAGAGAUCAACUCUCUAAAAACAAAAUUAAGACGAGCUGGUGGGGGUAUGGGUUUAAGUUCGAGCCGGUUGACUGGCACACCAUCAUCGUCGAAACGGGGCGAUGAUAGUUCCUCGGUGCAAGAUGAAUCAUUAGAUGGAGAAGACUCGGGCAAUUAAUAUGUUAAUUGGAAGUUAAUUUUUUAAUUGAAUUAAUAUACGAAAGAAAUUUGUAUUUUUUGUUAAAAUCAAACACUCCAUUAUCUGUUGACUAUUGUGAGCAGCAACUAAAAUGUAAAACGUAUUUGAAAAGAGCAUUCACUCUCAUACACAACACAUCAACUCGGACACAUGAAUAAACACAUCGAAAUAUGAAUUGAUUAACGAUUAGAAGCAUUUGUACACUUUUUAUACGCAAUGUCAUUUUAUACAUUUCCUUUUAAGCAUCGACGUACAAUUUACGAGCAAGCAUACCCCAACUUAACAUAACUACAUAAACAUUUUAUACACCUACGAAAUUAAUGAUUAAAUUGAGCCUACAAACGAGUAUUCGAGUAAUUACGGAAAAUUGCAUUUAUACGAUUAAGAUAAAAAUAAAGUAAUAAAAAUAUGGUAACACGGGAA